Condylostylus longicornis is the source of this 1650-nucleotide messenger RNA. RefSeq names its product kelch domain-containing protein 3. Gene Ontology annotation, molecular function: chromatin binding; protein binding. NCBI's taxonomy places the organism in Eukaryota, Metazoa, Arthropoda, Insecta, Diptera, Dolichopodidae. The record is from RefSeq and is a predicted model, not a curated record. Gene Ontology annotation, cellular component: cytoplasm. The coding region runs from base 295 to 1428 and encodes 377 amino acids. The transcript is spliced from 6 exons.
GCUGUCAGAGUGGGAGUUGUUUUUUAAGAAAGUUGAAAAUUUGUCUUUUAAAAUUUUUAGUGUAUAUUAUUUGCUUUUAAAGCAUUACACUAAAAUUUAAGAGAUAGAAUAUAUAAUUAUCAAAAGAAUUUUUGUUAUUUAUUUAAAACUAGUAUACAUUAGAAAUAUUAUGAGUCCGACAAACCGAUGAUCGAUUAAUUUAAAAAUUUUAGACUGUAAGACGUUAUACAAAAGUGAUCAGGCUGCUUAAAUAAAAUAUUAGUCUUAAAUACAAAUUGGUUUUUAAUCUACAUAAUGCAUUGGACUGUUCGAUUGGAAGGUGGACCAAGACGUGUUAAUCAUGCUGCUGCCGUAGUGGAUGAUUACAUAUAUUCAUUUGGCGGAUAUUGUACAGGAGAUGACUACAUGUAUUCUAGCACAAUAGAUGUUCACAUUUUAAACACAAAUAAUUUAAGAUGGUCCCUAGUGCAACCCAAAAAAGAUGAAAAUAAUGAACCACUAAAAUAUCCUCAUGUUCCUUUUCAAAGAUAUGGCCAUACAGUUGUCGCUUAUAAAGACAAAAUAUAUUUGUGGGGAGGACGGAAUGACGAUACUUCGUGCAAUAUUUUGUAUGCUUUUGAUACAAAAACAUUAACUUGGUCGACCCCGAAAGUCAAAGGCGUUAUUCCUGGAUCAAGAGAUGGACAUUCAGCUUGUGUAAUAAAUGAUUGUAUGUACAUUUUUGGUGGUUUCGAAGAGGAUUUAGAUCAGUUUAGUUGUGAUGUACACUGCUUAAAUUUUGAUACAAUGGAAUGGAAAUUUAUUUAUACAAAAGAUCAACCUCCAUCUUUUAGGGAUUUUCAUUCAGCGGCUGGAAUGAAUAAUCGUAUGUAUAUAUUUGGUGGCCGAGGUGACAAACAUAGCCCUUAUCAUAGUCAGGAAGAAAUUUACUGUCCUGAAAUUGUUUAUUUGGAUUUAACGACAAAACGAUGGUGUCGGCCUAGUACAACUGGUAAAGUUCCUGUAGGAAGACGAAGUCAUUCUAUGUUUACUUAUAACAACCUCAUAUAUGUAUUUGGCGGUUAUAAUGGAAUAUUAGAUCAACAUUUCAACGAUUUAUAUUCUUUUGAUCCAAAAACUAAUAGAUGGAAUUUGCUGAAACCUAAAGGAAAGGUUCCUUCUGCGCGUAGACGACAAGUUUGUUUAGUUAAAGAUAAACGAAUGUAUUUAUUUGGUGGAACUAGUCCAAUGUGUUUUUCUUCAAACAGUCUGGUUGAUAAUAAUGAUACUCAUGUAUUGGAUUUUGAGCCAACAUUAAAAACUUUAGCAAUACUAGCCGUAAUAGAUAAUCGAAUAGACUUUUCGUUUUUGCCAAAAGAAGUUAGAUUUGAAAUUCGUACAAUGAUUACACCCAAUUCGAUAACAAGGCCAAUUAAUCAGGCUGGCUAGAUGCUCAAUUUUAGCUGGAUAUAAAAAUAUAAAAAUUAAGUUUUUCAUUAUAUAAAAAUCUGUAAAAAGCGAUUAAGAACUUUGUAAGAGAUUUUUAAUCUCAAAAACUUUUAUCUGAUUCUUAAUAUCACAUAGGGAUGCACAUAACAAAUAAACGUUUUUUUUAUAUAUUAGAAUAAUUGCAUAUUUGUUCAAGAAAAUCAAUAAUUUCAGAAAGUAAUU